Penicillium verrucosum is the source of this 318-nucleotide messenger RNA. RefSeq lists its product as uncharacterized. NCBI's taxonomy places the organism in Eukaryota, Fungi, Ascomycota, Eurotiomycetes, Eurotiales, Aspergillaceae. The annotation marks the transcript as partial. The transcript has 3 exons. Gene Ontology annotation, biological process: mitochondrial respiratory chain complex I assembly. The record is from RefSeq and is a predicted model, not a curated record. Gene Ontology annotation, cellular component: mitochondrion.
AGGGCUGCAUCCUCACAUCAUCCUUCCAAGAUGCCGGGAAGAACUCGCCCAGUUGAGAAGAUUGCCAAAGCUUCAGCCCAAUGCUCCGUAGAGGUUGCGGCAUACGGCAAGUGUGUUGUUACGGAUUACAACUCCGUACAUAAAGAUAUGUGUGCCAAAGAGUUUAUGCGAUUGAAGAAUUGCUACCUGGUAGGCAGCAUCCAAAAAGGGCUAAAGAAUGGUUCCUUGAACGUAUAUGUUGGUAGCAUCAAAGACAUCGAAAGCACUCAAAGAUUUGGAGCUGUUUGGGUAUGGCGGCGCAAGCAGGAGCAUUUGUAA